Pistacia vera is the source of this 659-nucleotide messenger RNA. RefSeq names its product photosystem II 10 kDa polypeptide, chloroplastic. Gene Ontology annotation, cellular component: photosystem II; photosystem II oxygen evolving complex; thylakoid membrane. Gene Ontology annotation, biological process: photosynthesis. The record is from RefSeq and is a predicted model, not a curated record. Bases 80 to 499 code for a protein of 139 amino acids. Lineage: Eukaryota; Viridiplantae; Streptophyta; Magnoliopsida; Sapindales; Anacardiaceae. The transcript is spliced from 5 exons.
AUAUUUUGUAACCAAACCAGGCACACUACUUGAAAGCAAGAAGAAAAAACACAAACAGAGCUCAUAUUCAAGCAGAACAAUGGCAGCCUCAGUCAUGGCUUCUUCAUUGAACCUCAAACCAGUCCCUUUCACCGUUGAGAAAUCAGCCGUACGAGGCCUCCCCUCUCUUGCCAGAACCACCCCUUUCAAAAUUGUUGCCAGUGGGGGCAAAAAGAUCAAGACUAAUAAGCCCUAUGGAGUAAACGGUGGCAUGGACUUGAGAGAUGGUGUUGAUGCAUCUGGGAGGAAGGCUAGGGGAAAGGGUGUUUACCAAUUUGUUGACAAAUAUGGAGCUAAUGUUGAUGGGUACAGUCCAAUCUACAACACCGAUGACUGGUCUCCCAGCGGCGAUGUUUACGUCGGUGGCACUACUGGGUUGGCAAUCUGGGCAGUUACUCUUUUUGGCCUUCUUGCAGGAGGAGCCCUUCUUGUGUACAACACAAGUGCUUUGGCACAGUAGACAACACAAGAAAUAUGUUUAUGUGAUGUGAUGUAAUAUAACUUGUUCAAACAAAAUUUCUACAACUCCUUUUGGUUGGUGUAUCUACUUGUGUAAUGUUUUGGUAUGGAUUUAAUCUGAGACCAGUUAGUAAUCUUUAAUGUUGACUUUUUUAAAUCUU